GUAAAAAUUGAAAGGGUAACAUUGGGAGUAAAAAUUAGAGUGCCGGAAACCUCAUAACUACUUAAAACUGGAAACGUCUCCGGUUUUACGUAUUCCAGAGACCACCAAUCCCAAACAGUCACUGAAAAAUGUUGGCAGUUUUUGACAAAACGGUAGCUAAGUGCCCGGAGGCGCUGCAGAGCCCGAACUCUGGUUCUAACUCCGCGAUGAAAGAUGGGUUCUUGGCCAAGCAUUUUGGGUCAGUCCACCCCGGUUCUGUCACUGUCAAUCUUGGCUCUGCUGGUGUUAUUGCUUACUCCCUUGACAAGCAAAACCCUCUCCUCCCUAGAUUAUUUGCGGUUGUAGACGACAUUUUCUGCUUAUUCCAAGGGCACAUUGACAAUGUUGCGGUCCUUAAGCAACAAUAUGGCUUAAAUAAAACUGCAAAUGAGGUGAUCAUUGUUAUUGAAGCUUAUAGAACCCUCCGAGAUCGAGGGCCUUAUCCUGCUGAUCAGGUUGUCCGAGACAUCCAAGGGAAAUUUGCUUUUAUUCUAUAUGAUAGCUCUUCAAAAACCACAUUUAUAGCUGCUGAUACUGAUGGAAGUGUACCUUUCUUCUGGGGAGCUGAUUCUGAAGAUAAUCUUGUUCUUUCAGAUGAUGUUCAGAUUGUGCAGCAGACCUGUGGGAAAUCAUUUGCACCAUUCCCUAAAGGAUGCUUCUUUACAACUUCGGGAGGCUUGAGGAGCUUUGAGCACCCUCUGAAUGAGUUGAAGCCAGUUCCAAGAGUGGACAGUUCAGGUCAGAUUUGUGGUGCAACUUUCAAGGUGGAUGCAGAGACUAAAAAGGAAGGUGGCAUGCCAAGAGUUGGGAGUGCUUACGACUGGUCCUCAAACUACUAAGGAGCUAUAAAGUUUUUCUCAAUGGGGCUGGUUGUUAACAGCCCUUGUGUUGGUUUUGCAAUAUCUUCUUCUGAUCUUACAUUCCGAUCUUUUAUGAUUUUGCUGCACAAACAGAUCACUUUAUAUUGCUGUUAGUAUUUCCCAAAAACAGGACAGCAAUUUACAGUGCUGUAAGUGUUGCUUAGUGUCCAACUAAGCCCUAACUUUUGUGGGGCUUAACAUAAAAUAAGAUCUACCUUGCAUA
Molecule: messenger RNA, 1122 nt
Organism: Hevea brasiliensis (rubber tree)
Lineage: Eukaryota; Viridiplantae; Streptophyta; Magnoliopsida; Malpighiales; Euphorbiaceae
Product: stem-specific protein TSJT1
Exons: 4
Coding region: 129-878 (249 amino acids)
Source: RefSeq, a predicted model, not a curated record